GGCAAACAACUUUAAAAUUUUUUUGAAAAGUUUUUCUAUUAAAUUUUUAAAUUUUAACUCCAAUAUGUCGCAUAAACCUUUGGGACCCGGACCCGGCGCAUACAUGCUGCCCAGCUGCUUCGGCUAUGAGAAGUGUGACUCCAGGAUGCAGCGAAGCCCGCAGUAUUCCUUCGGGACCCAAUCUCGGUCUUGCAAUCGUCCAAAUCUUGUGGGACCCGGACCGGCGGCGUAUCACCUGGGCUCCGUGACGCGCUAUGGAAAGGCUAACAAUCUGGAGUACGCGUAUUUCCAUAGACGUGGUCUCGGCAACAACAAAACAAAGAGUGUUCGCUAGUUAGAGUCUCAAAAUAUACGAAUAUAUGGGUUAACAAUAA
Molecule: messenger RNA, 374 nt
Organism: Drosophila persimilis
Lineage: Eukaryota; Metazoa; Arthropoda; Insecta; Diptera; Drosophilidae
Product: outer dense fiber protein 3-B
Exons: 2
Coding region: 65-334 (89 amino acids)
Source: RefSeq, a predicted model, not a curated record